CUGGUUGGCAGUAAUCACGCGUGUAUACACAGUAGCAGCAGAAGUCGUCACAGAAGAAGAAGCUAAGCAAGUAAACCCACAAACGAAGAAGAAAUAGCAACUUGUUGUGUAUAAUUUGAGAAGACCAGCAAUGAUGGAAGUAAAUAAACAGCGACUUAUGUUUCAGUUUGAGUUAAAUCACUCCUCAACUUGGCUCAUCUUUGUUUUCACCGUCUCAAACGGAAAUACCUAUGACGCAGUUUUUUUUACCUGACGGGAGGGGUUCUGGUGGACCAAUCACAGCGCUUACGGUCCGCGUAGAGCCGACGCGCUGUUAGAAAUUUUGUGAGGUGCGCGUCAGGCUACGCAGAGCUACGCACAGGCUACGGAUAGCCUACGCCGUAGCUACGCCGUAGGACCUACGCACGACUAUAAAUCGCCCUUAAGACUGACAGAAAAUUUAAAGUUGCGAUUUUCUAGGCAGAUAUGACUAGGAACUAUACACUAAUUCUGGCGUAAUAAUCAAGGACUUUGCAGCUGUAACAUGGCUGCAGCAGGCGUAGUGAUAUUACACACUGCGUAGUGAUAUUACACACUGUCCCCUACCAUUGAAAGUAACCAAGGGGACUAUUUUCGGGCAGUUUGUGUUUAAGCCGGGCUAUAGAAACAUGAUGGCGGGGCGACUUCCAUAUAAGCGGUGUAUGUAGAUAAGAACAGCUCAUUUUAAGUAUGUUAAGUAUUUUAUAUUGCAUUUCUGUAAAGAGAUACUUCUAAAAGUUACACAAUGCACCUUUAAAUUUAAGGGCACAGGGUCAAAUUUCCCCUAAGAACCAUUUAUUAUCUUUUAAUAUAGUUUGGAAAACCUUUUUUUAUUACACUCUUAAAAAUGAAGGUGCUGGUGCCAUUGAAAAAACAUUUUUAGCUGUAUGGCUCCAUAAAGAACCUUUAGCAAUAAAAGAAGAUUUCUGUUUCACAAAUUGUUCUCUUUAUAGUGGACAAAGUUUAUUUAGACAAAAAAAAUGAGGAGCCUUUGAAUGUGUCUCUGGAUGAUUUUGUUGAAGAAUCUUUUCUAGCACCUUUAUUUUGAAUAGUGUACAAACAGGCGUUAGAUGUUUCCAGAGACUCUCUCUUCUAUCUCCAGGCCCCACCUUUCUCUCAGAGUCUUAACCAGAUUAUCGUAAAGUUAAAGGAGCCUGCGUUGGCCCAUGUGUAGUCACUAUAGGCUUAGAGCCACAAAGAAAGCAGAUGGGAUAAGAAAGCCAGGGGAUCUAAUUACAGAGACUUAAUCAUCUAGCGAAGGCCGCGGCCAGGAGCAGGUAAACCCAGCUGCAAAAUUUCUGACUGUUAUUUAACAUGGAGAACGAGGACGAGGAAGAUGAAAUCUUUACGAUAAGGGAGUCGGGAUAUGACGGCCAGGAAAAUGUAGAGGAGCAGGACGAAGAAGAGGAAUCAGAAGAAGAGGAGCCAGACAGAGAGAGGAAGAGUAACUUGGAUAUUCCAAUACCAAGUCGGUCACUGGCCAGCCGCAGAUCUUCACUUCCAUGUCCGGCACAACUGAAUGCGAUGCAUUUGAGUCAUCUGCACGCUGCCAUCAUGGCCCACAGCCCAGCGUACCUGUGCCAUCAGCUGGAGAGCAGUGAAACCAGGCCAUCCUCUCGCUCCAGCCAUGACAGCAGUAAUGAAGAGGGAGCGCAGGCCAAAACUGGCACAUCUGACAGAAGAGCACCUGCCAUUCCAACCAUCGGUGAGCCCCUGGAGAGAAAAGCUCGAUUUAGGAGUCGAAAUGUCAUGUCUCUGAGUGAUGCUGAUAGUGUGUGUCUGAUCUGCCAUGAUGACUUACGUAAAGGAAGAGGACCUAUAAGAGAACUUCACUGCUCGCACAGCUUUCACAGUGAGUGCAUAGAGGAGUGGCUGUGGACCAAGCAGGCCUGCCCUACCUGUCGAAAGCACGUUGCCAUGCCAGAGCCUCUCUACUGGACAUCAACCAGAGUCAUAGUGCCCUGAACUAUUCAAGCAUCCAUUUAAACUGCUUUGGCCAUUUUACAAAAACUUUUACAACAGAUCGGAAAUGUUUUUUACACCAUUACACUGUUUAAUUCUGGUAUUAUUCUUCUUACAAGGUAAAAAAGACCCAUUUUUGGAGAAUUGUAUAUGUGGUGCUACAUUUAAAUGCAGUUCUUUGAAUAAUUAAGGGUUCAGGAGACACUGAUUAACCGAAUCUCACACUGGACUUUUAACAAAAUUAAUGUAUUCUUUUUUGUAUUUACAUAUUAAAAAAGAUGCUUUUUGUCUACAUUGUAUAUUUAUUUUGCAAAUAAUGCCUAUAUUGCAUAAGAUGUUUUUUUCUUUUAUGUGCAAAUAAUGUUAAUCAACUAAACUAGCUGUAUGAAAGAGUAUAUUAGUGCAAGUAUUUUAGAGUGCAAGUGCUGACAUUUUAUUUUGCAAAAUUUGUAAACGAUGUAGGCUUGUUUGACUUCAUG
Misgurnus anguillicaudatus (oriental weatherfish) is the source of this 2459-nucleotide messenger RNA. RefSeq lists its product as uncharacterized. NCBI's taxonomy places the organism in Eukaryota, Metazoa, Chordata, Actinopteri, Cypriniformes, Cobitidae. The record is from RefSeq and is a predicted model, not a curated record.